AUGCUCACGCUAAGUUGUGUCGCCGCCUCCGCUCUCGCCCCAUCGACGCGGUGCAUCUUCAAAUCGGAGGCGCACAGUGCCACCUUCGACCUCUCCCCGCUCGCGACGGAGCACGAAAUCAAGUUCGACUCGGGACUUGGCAAUCUCUUGGCCGACUUUCCCGGCUUUGUCAGCGGCCCGCAGCAGUCGCUCGUGCUCUCCGUGUGCGGCCCCGACGCGCCUGGCGGCCGCGAGUUCUCCACCUGCCAUGGCGAGCACGCCCCCGGCAUUCUCGUCGAGCGCACUCCGCCGCGCUCUCCCGGCCCGUUUGGCGAUCCGAUUCUGGCAGCCUUCCUGGGCGGCGGCGCCGGCGCGAGACCCGCCGAGCCGGCGCGCACGGCCUGCGCGGUACUGGGUCGGCCGCCCGCCAAGCCCGAGGUGGUGCUGCUCGACGCCGACCGGCCAGAGAGAGGGCUUCAGCUCAUCUUUGGCAAGGGGGAUGAGUGCAGGCCCGGCCAGCGUUACUCGCUGCUGCUCAUGCUGGAGUGCAACCUUGCGGAGCACGGUCUCGGCUCGCAGAUCCCGGCACGCGUGCAGACGAGGCACCACUGCGAGUGGGUGGUGUCCAUCUCCACCGCCGCCGCCUGCCCUGUCAACGUCGGCGCGCUCUGCGCGCCAAACUGCCCCCGCAACUGGCUCGGCGACGGCGAUUGCCUGCUUGCCCUGCUCCUUGAUCCACUGCCGCUCGUCGGCGAGUGUGAUCCCGGCUGCGACUCCGAGGCUUGCGGCCACGACGGCGGCGAUUGCGACGCGCGCUCGCGCACCAACGCCGCCGCCGCCCAGUGCGCGCCCGGCUGCGUUGAGUCGUGGCGCGGCGACAAGGAGUGCGACGAGGAGUGCAACACGGCACGCUGUGGCUUCGACGGCGACGACUGCACCGGCGAUUGCGCGCCCGCUUGCGCCGCGGCGUGGCUCGGCGACGGCGCUUGCGACGAUGAUUCCACCCGGGGAUGCAACGUGACGGCGUGCGGCUUCGACCGAGGCGACUGCGUGGCGGCUUGGAAGCACGACGGCGCAAGCCGUGGCAGUGAGGAGGGCGACGGGAGGGUCGGCAAGUCGCUCGCGGCGCCGCAGACUGUCGUGAUGGAAGCGCGCGUGGGCGGGGUGCACUUCAGUGCACAGGUUGACAACCAGACCGUGAUGAGCGCCUUUGGUGCGGGCUUCCUCCUCCUCCUUUGCACUUGCGCCGCUCUUUGGGGAGUGAUCUGCUGGGUCGCGGUGGAGCAACGGCGCCGGUAUGAAAGCUACGAGGUGGUUGGCGGCGUCCGUGCUGGUGAGACGUUACCGCUCCAGCCGGCAUCGCCACGCGCGGCCUCAUCGUCACGCCCCGCUUCGCCGAUCCGCUUCUGGAAGGAGUGA
Emiliania huxleyi CCMP1516 is the source of this 1398-nucleotide messenger RNA. RefSeq lists its product as hypothetical. NCBI's taxonomy places the organism in Eukaryota, Haptophyta, Isochrysidales, Noelaerhabdaceae. The coding region runs from base 1 to 1398 and encodes 465 amino acids. The transcript is spliced from 3 exons. The record is from RefSeq and is a predicted model, not a curated record.